Messenger RNA from Lolium perenne, 1369 nucleotides. RefSeq names its product serine/arginine-rich-splicing factor SR34. Gene Ontology annotation, cellular component: cytoplasm; nucleus. Lineage: Eukaryota; Viridiplantae; Streptophyta; Magnoliopsida; Poales; Poaceae. Gene Ontology annotation, molecular function: mRNA binding. The record is from RefSeq and is a predicted model, not a curated record.
CAGGCUUUCCGGUCCUCUGUCCAUUUUGGGGUCCGAGUGGUCAUAAACCCUUCUCCCUCCCCGACCUCCUCUUCCCCCCACUAGACUGCGCGGCCGCGAAGCCAAACCCUAGCCCCCAUUCCCCUUCCAACCCCGGCGUGUUCAGCGGGGAAGGAUGAGCAGGCGUUGGAGCAGGACGAUCUAUGUUGGCAACCUCCCCGGCGACAUCCGGGAGAGGGAGGUGGAGGACCUCUUCUACAAGUAUGGCCGUAUUGUUGAUAUUGACUUGAAGGUUCCUCCAAGGCCGCCUGGCUAUGCUUUUGUGGAGUUUGAAGAUCCUCGUGACGCUGAAGAUGCUUGUGCUGGACGGGAUGGCUACAACUUUGAUGGAAACCGUCUAAGAGUGGAGCCUGCUCAUGGUGGAAGAGGUAGUGGUGGACCCUCUCAUGACCGUCCAAGCUUUGGCGGCGGCGGUGGUUUUGGUGGCGGUGGUGGCGGUGGACGCCGUGGUGUGUCCAGGCACACGGAUUACCGUGUUCUGGUUUCUGGUCUGCCUUCUUCUGCGUCCUGGCAAGAUUUAAAGGAUCAUAUGCGAAGAGCUGGUGAUGUUUGUUUCGCAGAAGUCUAUCGUGAAGGCGGCGGCACAAUAGGGAUUGUUGACUACACAAACUAUGAUGAUAUGAAAUAUGCUAUAAAGAAACUGGAUGACACUGAAUUUAAGAAUGCCUUUUCUAAAGGUUAUAUAAGGGUGAAGGAAUAUGAUGGCAAACAAGCGCGCUCCUACUCGCGCAGCCGAAGCCCAAGUCGCAGCCGCAGCAGGAGUGCAAGCAAAUCUCCCAGGGGCCGCUCAGCAUCUAGGUCCAGAUCAAGGUCUGUUUCUUCCCGUUCUCGGUCGGCAUCUAAAGGACGUUCCCCAUCAAGACUCGAUUAUCUCUUCAUUUUAUCUGGGAUUGUGCGGCGAUCUAGGGAUUGUGCAUUAGGAUAUUGAGGAUGGAAUUUGCUCAAUUUGCUACAGUUGUGUUCGUUGUAUGAGAGCUUGGGCAUAGCGCAUUGUUUGGAAUUCGGGACAUAAGAGCACUAAGGAUGGAUUAUGAUGGUUCAGUGGAUAGGAAUGUGCUUGGAGUCCAAUGCUUGAGGAAUGAGUUUGUUUCCUACCUUGGGCACGCAUAACAUGGAUAACAUGGUUGUGUCUUGCAUGCACUAAUAGCAUUCAACAGCAGAUGUUUGCAUUUCUGCAUGUUUUGAACUUCUGUAACUGAGUGCUUUUGUUUUCCUUGAGCUCCUUCCGCUUACCUUUGGUUAGUCCAAAGUUGGGAGAAGCAUGAAGGCUUUUGGAGUCAAGCUGAUAAAGGUGCAUUUUGGAUAUUUAAUUCAGCUGUUUGUGGAACUU